Molecule: messenger RNA, 2055 nt
Organism: Acomys russatus (golden spiny mouse)
Lineage: Eukaryota; Metazoa; Chordata; Mammalia; Rodentia; Muridae
Gene: Pip4k2c
Product: phosphatidylinositol-5-phosphate 4-kinase type 2 gamma
Exons: 10
Coding region: 84-1349 (421 amino acids)
Biological process (GO): phosphatidylinositol metabolic process
Molecular function (GO): phosphatidylinositol kinase activity
Source: RefSeq, a predicted model, not a curated record
GGCGCAGGUGAGCACCGCUUCCGGGUCGGGCUUCGGAGUCGCGGCCGGCUCCCGCUUCCACUCGCUCGGGUGCGCGGGAGACUAUGGCGUCCUCCUCCGUCCCUGCCGCCACCGCACCCGCGGCAGCUGGAGGCCCCGGCCCGGGAUUCGGCUUCGCCUCCAAAACCAAGAAGAAGCAUUUCGUGCAGCAGAAAGUGAAGGUGUUCCGGGCCGCCGACCCGCUGGUGGGCGUGUUCCUGUGGGGCGUCGCCCACUCGAUCAAUGAGCUCAGCCAGGUCCCGCCACCUGUCAUGCUGCUGCCAGAUGACUUCAAGGCUAGCUCCAAGAUCAAGGUCAACAAUCACCUGUUCCACAGGGAGAAUCUUCCCAGUCAUUUCAAGUUUAAGGAAUAUUGUCCCCAGGUCUUCAGGAACCUCCGCGAUCGAUUUGGCAUCGACGAUCAGGAUUACUUGGUGUCCCUUACUCGAAGCCCCCCAAGUGAAAGUGAAGGCAGUGAUGGUCGCUUCCUUAUCUCCUAUGAUCGAACUCUAGUCAUCAAAGAAGUGUCCAGCGAAGACAUUGCUGACAUGCAUAGCAACCUCUCCAACUACCACCAGUACAUAGUGAAGUGUCAUGGCAACACACUCCUGCCCCAGUUUCUGGGCAUGUACAGAGUCAGCGUAGAAAAUGAAGACAGCUACAUGCUUGUGAUGCGCAACAUGUUCAGUCAUCGCCUUCCUGUGCAUAGGAAGUACGACCUCAAGGGCUCUCUAGUGUCCCGGGAAGCCAGCGACAAGGAAAAGGUUAAGGAGCUGCCCACUCUGAAGGACAUGGACUUCCUGAACAAGAACCAGAAAGUCUACAUUGGUGAAGAGGAGAAGAAGGUGUUUCUGGAGAAGCUGAAGCGAGAUGUAGAGUUUCUAGUGCAGCUGAAGAUAAUGGACUACAGUCUUUUGCUGGGCAUCCACGACAUCAUCCGCGGCUCUGAACCCGAGGAAGAGGGGCCCGUGCGGGAGGACGAGUCCGAGUGGGAUGGGGACUGUAACCUGGCUGGCCCUCCUGCCCUGGUGGGCUCCUACGGCACCUCCCCCGAGGGCAUUGGAGGCUACAUUCACUCCCACCGGCCCCUGGGCCCAGGAGAGUUUGAGUCCUUCAUCGAUGUCUAUGCCAUCCGGAGUGCCGAGGGGGCCCCCCAGAAGGAGGUGUAUUUCAUGGGCCUCAUUGACAUUCUCACACAGUACGAUGCCAAGAAGAAAGCAGCUCAUGCAGCCAAAACCGUCAAGCACGGGGCAGGAGCAGAGAUCUCCACUGUCCAUCCCGAACAGUAUGCCAAGCGGUUCCUGGAUUUUAUUGCCAACAUCUUUGCCUAAGAGGGGGCCUGACUCCGCGGUGAUUGCUGCUUUAUGUUGAAGGUGGCGGGUUCUGAGAGGCUUAGGGGAGCUGGAUUUGGCCUCUAUUUCUCUUUGCUAAAUUCAGGCUGCAGGCUCCUUCCAUCCAAAUAACUUCAUCUUGGUGGAUAGGCUUUUCCUGCCCCAGAAAUACGCUCUCCUUUCUCCCCUUGUCCGUUUCCCUUGCCUCCCAUAAGCCCUCUGGCUUCAUUAGAGUGUUAUUGUUGACUCUCCUAAGUGCCUUGAUCUUUGAAAAUAUCUUGUUUCUAUGAACUAGGAGAAGCUGGGGGUAGGGGUUGUUUGCCAUCCUCGAGACCUGACUGGACAGUGGACAUGGCUCAAGCAACUGCCCUGGAUGCACUUUGCUGUGUGGAGGGAACUGAGUGACUGGAUUUUGCUGGUGCCUGUAUAGGGCUCUUUGUGGCGUGCUUCCUUCCUGGUAGGCCCUGGAGAGGAGGGCUUUCAGGAAACUCCAGAUGUGGGUGCAGGCAUUCCCACAUGGACGAUCUGGCGGGGGUGAGGUAGAGCAUGGUCAGCAGCCUGGUGCCUCACAGAGGUGGGACCUAAGCGGACUUUUGUGACUAUGCAGAGAAUGGAGAAGGUUCCUGCAUUGACGACUCUCCGUUCUCUUCCUCCACCCCACCCCACUUUCACUCUACCCAUGAAUACUUGUGGAUGCAGGAGCCCA